Molecule: messenger RNA, 1371 nt
Organism: Pyricularia grisea
Lineage: Eukaryota; Fungi; Ascomycota; Sordariomycetes; Magnaporthales; Pyriculariaceae
Exons: 1
Coding region: 1-1371 (456 amino acids)
Biological process (GO): regulation of translational fidelity
Cellular component (GO): cytoplasm
Molecular function (GO): tRNA binding; nucleotidyltransferase activity; double-stranded RNA binding
Source: RefSeq, a predicted model, not a curated record
AUGAAAACCGAGAUAGUGAAAGUCGAGGCGGGCGGAGGCGACACCUUGGGCAGAUUCCGCCAGCAGCCCGCACCACCAGCAACCCCGUCAUCAUCGGCGGCGCCGCUGCGGAGCCCACGACAGCCCCACAGGCUGGACUCGUGGGAGGUGCCGGCCGAGUCGCAGCACCCUGCCAUCGGGGCCCUGAGGCGCGCGGCGGACUACCUCGGCUCCAGCGACAUCCCCGUCGGCUUUCCCACCGAGACGGUCUAUGGUCUUGGUGCAGACGCCACCCGUAGCGCCGCCGUCAGGGGCAUCUACGCCGCCAAGGGCAGGCCUUCGGAUAACCCACUCAUCGUGCACGUCUGUGACCUCGAUAUGCUGCGCGCGCUGUUGUCACCGGCGUGUGAUGGUGGCAGCGGGGCGAAAGGCGAGGCAGUAUCAGAGAAGGCGGCCGAACCAGCAAGCACAGCAAACGGCACGACCAAGACGCCCAUCGACGACCCGAUCCCCAGCGUCUACCUCCCACUGCUGGAGCGCUUCUGGCCGGGACCGCUGACGAUCCUCCUCCCGAACCCGCAGCCGUCGCGGCUGGCGCCCGAGGUGACGGCGGGCCUGCCGACGUUUGGGGUGCGCAUGCCGGCGUCGCCGCUGGCGCUGACGCUGAUCAGGCUGGCGGGCGUCCCGCUCGCUGCCCCAUCGGCCAACGCAUCCACGCGCCCGUCGCCCACUACCGCGCACCACGUCUUCGACGACCUCGACGGCCGCCUCGAGCUGAUCCUCGAUGGUGGCCCUUGCGGCGUCGGCGUCGAGAGCACGGUCGUCGACGGCCUGUGUGACCCGCCUGCUGUGUUGCGGCCCGGCGGCGUGGCGAUUGAGGACUUGAGGCGCUGUGAGGGCUGGGAGGGCGUCGUCAAGGCGUACAAGGACGAGGCGGAACUUGGUAAAUCGGGGGACAGCGCCGCGCCACGUGCCCCGGGUAUGAAGUACAAGCACUACAGCCCGCGAGCUAAGGUCGUGCUGUACGAGGCUGGGUUCGGGGGUGGCGGUGCGGCGGGGGAUAGGGUGCGGGAGGAUCUGGAUGCUGGGAGGUUGGUGUUUGGUGAGGAUGCCGGGAGGCCGGCGAGGCUUGGCGUUGUCAGGACGACGUCGUCUGGGGACAAGGCCGGAGAGAGGUCGGUCGAGGAGUAUCAGACCGAGGACGGGACGACGGUGCUGGAUUUGCAUCUCGGGAGGGAUCCUAAGGAUGUGGCGCAGGGGUUGUUCUCUGCGCUGAGAGAGCUCGAUACGCGCAAGGCGGAUGUGAUAUGCGUCGAGGGGGUUGGAGAUGGUGAUGACAUCGCCGCGGCCGUCAUGAACAGGCUGCGGAAGGCGGCAACGGAGACGAGGUGA